Fundulus heteroclitus (mummichog) is the source of this 1430-nucleotide messenger RNA. RefSeq names its product class I SAM-dependent methyltransferase. NCBI's taxonomy places the organism in Eukaryota, Metazoa, Chordata, Actinopteri, Cyprinodontiformes, Fundulidae. The coding region runs from base 428 to 1246 and encodes 272 amino acids. The record is from RefSeq and is a predicted model, not a curated record. Gene Ontology annotation, molecular function: S-adenosylmethionine-dependent methyltransferase activity. The transcript is spliced from 7 exons.
GUCAGCGACAUCUCUGUUUAUCACUGGAUAUCGACGCAGCUGCUUUAGAUUGCUCCGGGUUUUCGCCAACAGCAGCUGAGCAAUUAAACUGUCAGCUGUGCAGAUAAAUGGCGUAGAACCGCCGCUAAUAUCAACCCUGUUUAUGAGACAUUCCACUUCCCAGGUCGGGAUUCAAGACUUUUUCCGGCAUAUUUGUCCCGCUGUGGUGGCCUCGGUUGGAGGACAGCGGCGUUUGGAAGUCCAGAAGGGAAGACCUCACAGGUGUCUGAGAGGAGGCGUGAAAGUAAAUCUGUAAGCCAGUCACCGUUUUAACAGAGAAGGUCACCAGAGAGAAACGAGGGACUGAAGGAGGCAAAAGACGAACUUUGCUCCAAAGCCAGAGACAAUUUACAGCUGGCGGCGGACAACCGAGUGAGAAAACAUUUCAAUGGCAUACCGACUUUUUGAAGGGAAGGAACAUGCUUCCAUCUACCAACAGUACCGUUUUACGCCUCCGUCUGGGCUCAAGGACAUUAUCAUUCAGUACUUGGACAAAAAGAAAGGACCGCCGCAUGAGCUCGCUGUAGACCUGGGAUGUGGAACGGGUCAGCACACUCGGCUACUGGCGCCGCACUUCAAAGAAAUCGUCGGCAUCGACGUCAGCGAGUGCCAGCUGGAGGAGGCGCGGAGCGUGCCGGGUUACACCAACAUCACGUACCGUACGGGGACAGCAGAAGAGCUUCCUUUUGAGGAUGGCACUGUGGACUUGUUGACAGCAUCUUCAGCGGCACACUGGUUCGACAGGUCCAGGUUUCUGAUGGAGGCCAACCGGGUCUUGAAACCGAGGGGCUGCAUCGCUCUGCUGGGCUUCAUUGACACUAACAUCAGCUUAAACUACAAGGACUGUGGAGACAAGCUAAACCGGAUCUACCAGGAGGUGAAGGAGCUGCUGCAGCCGUACACGUCCAACCCAGUUGCUGCGUCUGAGAGUAAACUGCAAGACUUGUACGAUGCCAUACCCUUUCCAGACAAGGAGAGGAUCGAGAGUUAUCAGAACAAAUCCAUGAUCUCUGUCAGCAGGUUGGUGGGUUUUAUUAGCAGCUGGUCCAUGUACCAUUCCUACAAGAGAAAAGACCCUCAAGGUGCUGAAGACCUGCUGGCCAACAUCCAGAAGAGGUUCCUGGACGAAAUGGGCGCCUCUUCUCCUGACACUGAAAUAGAGCGGGAGUGGGAAUAUUUCUGCGUCCUGGCUUCAAAGCCCCUGUGAUCAACUGAUACUAGCAAUGUUUUUUUUUUUUUUUUUUUUUUUUUUUUUCUAAGAUGUUGCCAUUUAUAAUUCAGUAAAGCUAAGAUCAAUCAGAGUAUGUACAUUUGUGCUUAACAGGUCUAAAACCCUGGCAGAAUUUCACAUUUUUCGGGUGCUUUCUGGGAAAUAUGAAUGAUGUAAAAAA